This is a messenger RNA of Syngnathus acus (greater pipefish), 989 nucleotides long. It is a transcript of the gene prdx1, whose product is annotated as peroxiredoxin 1. The record is from RefSeq and is a predicted model, not a curated record. Gene Ontology annotation, cellular component: cytosol. Gene Ontology annotation, biological process: cellular response to stress; leukocyte activation; hydrogen peroxide catabolic process. NCBI's taxonomy places the organism in Eukaryota, Metazoa, Chordata, Actinopteri, Syngnathiformes, Syngnathidae. Bases 135 to 731 code for a protein of 198 amino acids. The transcript has 6 exons. Gene Ontology annotation, molecular function: thioredoxin peroxidase activity.
UGAGAUCCCGUUUGUGAGCCGGAUUCACGCGAGAAGUCGUUUGCUAUAUACAGCGCUCCAUCUCACUCAUUUCCAGCAGUUCUUCUUUGAAAACGUAAAGCGAGUCACGCUUAUUCGGCUGCAACAAGCAAAAGAUGGCUGCUGGCAAAGCUCAAAUUGGAAAGAUGGCUCCCGAUUUCACAGCCAAAGCGGUGAUGCCAGAUGGUCAGUUCAAGGACCUCAAACUGUCCGACUACAAAGGGAAGUAUGUCGUCUUCUUCUUUUAUCCGCUGGAUUUCACCUUUGUGUGCCCGACGGAGAUCAUCGCAUUCAGCGACGCGGCCGACGAAUUCAGGAAGAUUGGCUGCGAGGUCAUCGCUGCCUCUGUUGACUCUCACUUCUCCCACUUUGCAUGGACCAACACUCCUCGUAAGGAGGGCGGUUUGGGCACCAUGAAGAUCCCAAUGGUGUCCGACACACGUCACACCAUUUCCACUGAUUAUGGUGUUCUAAAGGAGGAUGAAGGCAUCGCUUACAGGGGUCUGUUCAUCAUCGAUGACAAGGGGCUCUUGAGACAGAUCACCAUCAACGACCUUCCCGUCGGACGUUCUGUUGACGAGACUUUGCGUCUGGUCCAGGCUUUUCAGUUCACCGACAAAUACGGAGAAGUGUGCCCAGCCGGCUGGAAACCGGGAAGUGAUACCAUCAAACCUGACGUCCAGAAGAGCAAAGACUUCUUCUCCAAGCAGUAAUAAGACCAAGGCCAGAAUCCGCUGCGUGCUCCAAUAGAUUUCAUUUAGAUAAUAUUUUCAGAAAAUAGAUUUUUAUGUUUUGUUUAUGGAAGUGUUGCUCAGUGACAGUUUUAUUCAGCAUUUGUCUUGUAUGUACCGAAGACCAAAGUGUAUUGUUGUGAGGGUUUCAAACGUCUUUGUAUGUUAUUCCUAAUCGUGAAACCAAUUUACUGUGCCUUUACAUUAUGUGGAAAUAAAAUAAUCCAGUGGACGCUUCAC